AUGGCGGAUGAUUCACCAACAGGAGGUCUACCAUCCACGGAUGUCGGAUCGGCUGCAAGUCAGACAUCAAAAUUAAAGAGGAGCCGUCUGGGGCGUUCAAGUGCUGCAGCUGAUGCUACUGCAUGUACCGAGAUUGCAGGGGCCAGUAAUAAUACGAGAAGGUCGAUAGCUUGGGAUCACUUCAAAAUUACUGUGGUCGAAGGUGUUACCAGGGCUGAAUGCAAACAUUGCCAGAAAACAUAUAAGUGUGAUACUCGAAGGAAUGUUUGCGAAGAGCAUGGAGAAAAGAACGGUUCGGAGAUAUUCAAGAGUGUGAAGGGGAGUGUUCACGAGUUGUUUGAAGCUUAUAAGUUGAUUUAUCAACCUCAUUGUGCCACGUCCACACAAUCGACAAAUCGAGUUUCAAGUUUAAAUGAAUCCUCUCAUCCCGAUCUUUCAAAGAAUAAAUCUAGAUAUCACUUGGGGGAUAAGUUCAAAAGGCACAAGAUAGAGAGUGGAGAAGUAGAAAGCAAGUGUGACUUGGAUGUUUACUUGAAAGAGAGUACUCUUGUUUUCGAGAAAGAUGAUUUUGACAUUUUGAGGUGGUGGAAACUAAACCAAAGUACAUUUCCCAUCCUCUCUUGUUUUGCACGGGAUGUGUUGGCGAUUCCCAUCUCUACCGUGGCCUCGGAGUCCGCUUUUAGCACCGGCGGUCGUGUUCUUAAAGAUUAUAGGAGUUCUUUCACUCCUAAAAUUGUGGAGGCUCUUAUAUGUGCUCAAGAUUGGUUGAAAAAAAAGAAAUCCAAGUGGACCAAGCCCCUUGAAGAAAUCCUAGAAGACAUUGCAAAAAUAGAAGAAGCUUUGCAAGCUGUUGGGAUUAGCGAUGUCAAUGACAAUGAGAACACAAUAGACUUGAAGGAAAAGGAAUGCAAGGGGCCGUUCUGCUGUUUGAGUGCUGCUGCAGUUUCAGUUUGA
Molecule: messenger RNA, 954 nt
Organism: Striga hermonthica
Lineage: Eukaryota; Viridiplantae; Streptophyta; Magnoliopsida; Lamiales; Orobanchaceae
Source: the annotation of a GenBank genome assembly